GAUGGUAGGAUGAGUGAGACACACCACACAUGGAUAGGAGACUUGAUGCAGCAGUGAAGGACGACAACGUCGAUGAGGUGGAAGCUCUUUUGAAUGCAGGAGCUUCGCCUGAUGCGUGUGAUAGUGAUAAAUGGCCUGUACUUGUUACAGCUUGUGAUAAAGGCUUCAAUUCCAUCGUACAACAUUUGUUACAGAAAGGAGCAAAUGUUAACAAAGCAACUCGUAAUGGUUUGACUGCUUUAAUGUCUGCAGCAUUUGAUGGUGAUGAUUCACUAAUUGUUAUGUUAUUAUCAGCUAAUGCUGAUGGUAAUCUGAAAAAUGUGAUUGGACGGACAGCAUUGCAUUUGGCUGCAUUCAACAAUCACUACAAAGUUGUUCGUAUUCUGUUAGAGAAUGGAUGUGAUAGCAACAUAAAAGACAAUAAUGGAGAAACAGCACUGGAAGUCGCUGUCAGAUGGAAUAACAAAGAUGCUGCAGAUGCAAUCAAGACAUUUACUGUGAGUUCACAGACUCCCAGUCCAUCACCUUUAUCUGACAUCAGUUGUACAAGCUCUACAGCAACAGCAUCAAAUUUUCAUUUCUCUACACUAGUAACACAAAGAAUGAGGACCACUACACCUACAAGACAACCUCCAAGACAAGUGGCUGGUAAAGGAGAUGAACAGUUAGUAGAGCAGCUGAUACAACAAAUAGAACAACUGAGAAAUGAAGGUACAGAAAAAGAUAGAGAAAUUGCUGAAAUGAGAAAACAAAAUGUAGACCUUCAAACGGCACUGAGAGAUGAGAGACUUCAGAGAGAAAAUGCAGUUAUUGAAGAGAGAAGAGAGAAAGGAGAACUCUUGCAAAGGUUACAACAAGAACAAGAAGACAAACACAAUGUUCAGACGGAUCUAGAUGAAGCUCGAACACAAAUCGAGCAACUAAGUGAAGAGAAAGCAAAUCUUCAGCAACUACUGAAUGAAAAGCAAAGAGAAAAGGCCACCAUUGAAGAGCUUCUCUCAGAUGCUGUUACAGCAAUUGAACGACACAAGCAAGAGAAGGAAGUUUACAAGAUUCCUUCCCAUGACAUUCAAUUGACUGGCACUGAACUAGGACAUGGAUCAUAUGGAAUUGUUUGUGUUGGAUAUUGGCGUGACUGUUCUGUUGCUGUCAAACUGUUGUAUGAUCAUUUGGCUGCUGUUCAACGCAACAUUCAACUUGUGCAACAAGAAGCAUCUGUAGCAUGGAAGAUACAUCAUCCAAACAUUGCUGCUGUUUGUGGUGUCACUCUGGAGUUAGAAGAGAAUAAGGCAUGGAUUAUCAUGGAAUUACAUAGCGGCUCCAUGUCUGGUGUGAUUGAUGCAUGUCAAGGAGAUGUUGCACCUCUCACUUUACGAGAAAAAGUUGACAUGACACAUGAUUCUUUGUGUGGACUGGAUUACAUUCACAACAUGCAACCUAAGGAGAUCCUUCACGGUGACAUCUGUCCAAGGAACAUCCUGGUUACAGCAACAAUGAGAGCCAAACUGGGUGAUCUAGGAGCUGCUCGUUUUGAAGAUGCUUCACUUUCAGUUGGUCUGCUCAGUUCACAGUACACACCUCCUGAGAGAUUUGAUGUUCCAACUUUACCAAAAAGCACCAAGACCGACAUGUACAGUAUUGGUGUGACCAUAUGUGAGCUCUUCACUUCUCUCUUUCCAGAUCGUGAACAAAGGAUGGAUCAAGUCUUACUCAUCCGUCAAAUAGAUGUCUGCGCUUUAUGUAAGCACUUGAUGAGAGAUGAUCCUGCCACACGACCAACAGCAACAGAAGCUCGUCAUAUUAUUAGUCGUAUUCGUGAUACAGACGAGUAUAAAGCAUGUCCUCCUAAACGAAUGGUAAAGGGCAAGAUGGAUGGAAUGGCUGAUGUCACUCUCGUUUAGUCCAUUUGGUGAUGUUGACAUUUGAUUGAAGCAUGUGUUUGUUACUUGACACCAUUUAUAUGUUGUUACAAGGUAUUCACUUAGCAAUAGCAAUAUCUUUAGCUUUGAAGGAUCACAUUGUAUUUUGUUAUCUCAUUGG
Molecule: messenger RNA, 2040 nt
Organism: Corticium candelabrum
Lineage: Eukaryota; Metazoa; Porifera; Homoscleromorpha; Homosclerophorida; Plakinidae
Product: probable serine/threonine-protein kinase DDB_G0281745
Exons: 10
Coding region: 30-1901 (623 amino acids)
Biological process (GO): protein phosphorylation
Molecular function (GO): ATP binding; protein serine/threonine kinase activity; protein binding
Source: RefSeq, a predicted model, not a curated record